Messenger RNA from Penaeus vannamei (Pacific white shrimp), 4332 nucleotides. Its product is annotated as KIF-binding protein. Lineage: Eukaryota; Metazoa; Arthropoda; Malacostraca; Decapoda; Penaeidae. The record is from RefSeq and is a predicted model, not a curated record. Gene Ontology annotation, biological process: neuron projection maintenance; central nervous system projection neuron axonogenesis; microtubule cytoskeleton organization.
AUAGACAGCCGAUUAUACUCAUCCGCUUUUGUGCUGCCCUCUGCCGGGAAGAACAGUAACUACAAACGUAAACAAACUGGCUUGCGGGAGAGGUUUCAGCUAGACAGCCCUGAGAAAGUCAUCAGACAAGUAACAUCCUUAAACCAUCGCCAAAGGAAUAAGGAUUUCAGAGCAGAAUAUUUGAAGGUACCAUAUAUUUUUCCUGGACACCAUGAAUCACUGCCUGUUUCGUAAUAAAGAGAAAAGAGGAAGAACAUAAUUUUAUUUGACAAAAGAUUGGACUUCUUUGUACAACUACCGCUCUGUGAAGUGUGUUUUAUAUUCCGCCAGAUGGCUUCUCUGGAGGACCAGUAUCAGAAGGCCUUGAGGCUUUACCAGGAGGACAGUGCCAAUGACCCAGAGUCUGAACCUUACAAGUCCAAAUAUGCUGCCAGGGAGAUAUUUGAGGAGCUGAAAUCCCGUCUAAGCAAACAAUUGGAUGAAGAUGAUGUAGAUGAUGCUGCAGAGGACCAGCUAGUUGAGGAAGGAGUUGAUGGUGUAGGUUUGACAAGGGCACGCAUGGCUGCUGUAGUUUAUCACCUGGGCGUUAUUGCUGUAGAGACUGAAGAGCUGUCAACAGGAGAGGAGCACCUGAAGAGAGCCCUUAUUAUUCUUGGGGAUCAUGAGGGUAUUGCCACAGGUGUGUCCUCAAUGAAAGUUGGUGAUGAAGGAGUGCUUUCAGCAGCACUAUCAGGUGAUGUUGAUUCCCUGCUGUCCAGCUCUUCUAGCGAAACUGUAUCAGUCAGUCCUGCCACCAUAAGUGCUACAAGUGUUGCAUUGGCCAUCAGUUGCCACAACCAGCUUGGCAUUCUCUGGUCUCAUAGGAAUGUGUUUAGCACAGCAAGACGUCAUUUGGAUCGUGCUAAUGUAAUUUAUGAAGAGUAUCAGAAGCAGAAUGCAAGUUCACCAAGGACAAUCCACAGCUUGUUCUCUGCAUGUACAGAGAGUGACCCAGAUGAAAACAGUGGCACAGCUGCCUUGGAGAAACUACAUACACUUACCUUUUAUUAUCUAGCACAGGUGUAUGGACACCUAGGCAUGCCAGAAAAAUCAGCUUGGUAUUGCCAUUCUACGCUUCAAAGGCAGUUAGCAAGCAAAGACUACGACCCUGUUGAAUGGGCUAUUAAUGCAGCUACUCUGUCCCAGUUUUAUCAAGGCAAAGAGAAGUUCAGAACGGCAAGACAUCUGUUAGCAUCAGCCUCAAAAGUGUUAUCCAGCCAUGAGGCAGAAUUCGACACCCAGCAAGCAGAGUCAGAGGAAACCGCUUCGAAACAGGAGAGGUACAAACGGCGUUGUGCUGAUGUAGCCCGGUGCUGGGGGAGAUACUGUCUCCUGCUGAUGCAAGUAUCAGUUAACCGUGCCAUUCCCGAUGAUCCGCAGGAUGAGCCCAGUCAACAACAGGAACCAGAAGAAGAAUCUCUGGACAGACAGCUAGAAUUCGUGCAACUAGAAGUGAGUGAUCUUGAAUCUGAAGUUGUAUCAGCACCAGUAAGCACCUUCGAAGAAAUGCGUCCUCUGUUUUUAUGUGGCUUAAGGCAUUUUACAGAGGCUCGGCAGUAUUACAGCCUUGAGGACCAUGCCAGUGAUCACGUUAGCAUCACCCAAGACAUGAGUCAGUUGUAUAAAGCUCUUGCAUUCUUUGAGCCAAGCGAAGAUAGAAGAUCCAAGAUGCACAAACGAAGGAUUGACCUCUUAAAGAUUCUUGUCCAGGAAUUAAAUCCUCAGUAUUACCUUCAUGUAUGCAGGCAGCUGAACUAUGAAAUUGCAGAGACCUACUCAGCCAUGAUGGACAGCAAGUUGGCCCUUUUGGAGCAUGGUUCAGGGACACCAACACCUGCUCAGGCCAAAAAGAUUAAUACCCUCGCAACCUCGAGCAUACAGCACUUCCUCCACUACCUUGAUUCCAUGAAGGAUGCUACAAGUGGAGAACAGCCAGAGAAGUACUCAGAGGAUUCUGUAAGGCCAGCACUGAUUGCUUGGUUCCACUUGGGUCGUUUAUGGUCGAAGCUUGUUUCUCCGUCCCCCCAAAGCCGACUCCAGAAUGUUGCCCACUCUCUCCAGAAUUACAAGAGGGUAGUUGCGUACUGUGAAAAAAAUCCAGACUGUGAAUCGGUUGUAGCCCAGGAAUUGGCAAUCUGUCGAGAAAUGGUACAGCUCUUGCCUCUCAAGAUGGAGCAGAUCAGGGCUCAGUGUUGAUAAACUACCUGACUUUUAGGAAACCAAAGAACUUUGAUUUCAUUUAAAAUUUACAGAUAUGGUUGUGGUGUGAAAAGUGCAUGAAUGUGGUGAGAAUGUUUCAAGUUGACAUUCCAUACUGGAGAGGUGAUGAAUAUGUAUUAGAAAUUUGUUUCAGAAUUAGUUGAGGUGUAAAGAAAAAACUUAAAUUUUACAAAGAUAGCACUUCAUACUUGAUCAUUAUGUUUUAAACUAAAGAGAUAUAGUCUUAACUAUUAAAAUUUAAUGAUAUAAAGAUUUUGAUGACCAUGUAAUACAUUGUGAGUUACAACCCAUGAGAAACACUUAGCUGAGUAUAGAAUUUUUUCAGCAUCUUUUACCCUGUAUGGAAGAUUAGUUGCAGAGUAGAUAUAUGAUGUGAAAUAUGUGAUAUAUAAUGCUUGCUGUAAUUCUGUAUUAUCAAUAUACUGCUUGAUUGUAAUUUGAUUAUACUUCAACUUAAGAUUUUGGGCAGAUACAUCUUGCUGUUUGGAUAAAUUGUGUAGACCUAAUAUGUGGUAAUGCAUUUUAGGAAAGAGUUGACUGUAUUUUGUAGCUAUAGAGUAAAAAAUUAUGUUAUAGUUAUUUUUGAAGAAAGGAAAAAUCCAGCAAGCUGCUGUGUAGAAGAGAAGGGUUAAACUUUACCUGGAAAGUUUCUUUGUGUGAUUUUUGUAUACACUGCCUCUGUUUAGAUAUUUGCUAUUUCCUGUUACAUAACAUUUUUAACAUACCAAGUAUAUAUUUUCAGUUGACUAUUUUUCUUUAGAUUUUAUAAUAUUGAAGGCAUCAUUAGGAUAUCAUUCCAUAAUGCAUUGGUCAUUUUUCCAGCUGAUCAAGUAAAAUUACUUCCAAGAAGUUGAUCUUUGAAAGGCAUUCCUUGUAAAAAUGAGGAAGAUGAAAUAAAAAGCCUUUAUGCAUUGUAGGUUUCUUUUCAAAUUCUUUUAUGUGUGUUCAUGUAAAAUAGUUCGCAAACACAGUAAGUAAGCAGUUCGGUUGAAUGCUUUAUGUUUUAUGUGUGAUAAUUAUCUAUUUUUUAUAACUAUAGCUCUGGAAACUACACUAUAUAGUUACAUUUAUGCCCUUGGGUUGGUGGUUUUAACCCAGUUGUACUGGUUGACAUCUAAUCAGGUUUUGGUGAACUUGGUCUAAGUGCAAGGUGGCAGAUAUCCAUGCCAUAUGCAGUUAUCUGCUUUUAGUUGUGUGUUAAACAGUUGGUUGCAUGUUUGGCCCUGUGAUCAUUGAGGAAAUACAGCCCCCUAAGCAUAGGUUUGAUGACUCUUUUAAGCCUCAAAUGUGUGUGUAUGCCUCAGCUUAAAGUGUAAAGAACAGGGUAUAUAUAUGUUUCCUGCACUCCUAGAUUUUCACAAGAGCAAGUGGCGACAUAGAAUGCAUGGCACAUGACAAUGUGGUGUGCAGAAAGCCUUUCAUCAAUGAGCUAAGUAAGAGCAAGAUACAGAUGGUGGACUACUUAUAAGUGAAAGAAAAAGAGCAAAUGAAAAUAUCAUUAACUUUCAUGUGCGAAAGUGCCAAUACUACAUGUUCUUUGGUUUGUUUGUAAUUGCAUUUAGAGUUGUGUAAAGACAGUAAUUAUGCAGUUUGAUACCAUGAGUAAUUUUGGAGGAAAAGAGGAUAUGUGUAAAGUCAGCAUUUUAAAUAACUUGGAAUAUAACCUUGUAGGGAUACUCUGUAUUCUUUGUGGUUGUGUUGUGUGUGUGUAUGUGUGUGUUAGUGCAUGUCUGCCUGUCUGCACGUGUGUGUGCAUGUGAGUCUGUUUGUUCAUGUAAGUUUUUACAGUAUCUUUUAGAAAGUGUGCAAGAAAUUUGUCUACAUUCCUAUUUUUAUGAAUCUCCUCAUGAUCUCACACUAAUUCUGUGCAUAUGGCACAUACCAGAGUGAUAGAAAGUUGGCCAUAGUCAUUUUACCAUUGCAGACCAUAAUGAAAUAGAUUAAAUGUUUCCAGUAUGCUUCAGAAACUAAAUUCAGUCGGCCUUGCAUUCAAUAAUGUGAGAUAAAGACCAGAAAAAAUUUGUUUACAUGUUGCUUAUUCAAGCUAUUAAACACUCUGUUUUUUUAGUUGGC